AUGUAUUCUCAAAAACACGACAAAGAAGAAAAUCAAGAAAUGACUUUACCUUCAGAUAAAUCUCAAAAUUGUGAUCAGGAUCACGAGAAUUUACGAAACGUGUUUCUUCAGAAACUGAAAAACAUUUUAACUACUAAUCAAGAAGAUGAUGUAAACUUGCUGAAAGAAAUAUUUGUGCAGGCAGAUAAAUUGAAGAAAGUAGAAAGUAAUACUGAUGCAGACAUUUCAACACAUUUGCAGGGCACCAAUAUAGUAAUUUUAGCCUGCAAACUAAAUAGACCAAAUGUUUUGAGGUAUUUCUUUUCCAACAAAGAUACAUUAUCAAGAAUAAUUGGUGGAUUUCCUCUUCCAAUUCAUGAGGAUGAGCAACACCACAAUGCAUUUUAUUAUGCUAUUCGUAAUGAUAAUGUUGAUGUUUUAAAAACUCUUUGUUUUAAAUGGCCAGGUUGUAAUUUUAGUGCAAGGUCUAAGGAAUUCAUCAUGUUGGUAUUAAAAUCCUAUCAUGAAUUAAUAUUAAAGAAUGUAGAGGUUUCUCAGGAAGUGAAAAUAUUUACUGAAAGCAUUUCAAUGUAUAAUCAUUAUCAUUCCGAAAGCUGUUGUUCCUCUUCAAAUGUUGAAGCUAUUGGAAAUAGUAUAUCUAAUGGUGAACAAAUUGAUAAGAUCAUAAAGCACAUUAAUUCCUUAGUUUCAGCAUAUAAUGGUAAAGAAAUUGAUGAUAUGUGCUUGUUAUCAAUGAAAUUUACUGCAUUUAGUUUGUCUAAUUUAGGAGAUUUUAAUUCUGUUCACUCAAAACUGCAAUGCCAGGAAAUUAUAUUUCUCUUAUUUGCAUUUAUCCAAACUAAAAUAUAUCCAUCAGACCCAAGAUUCAUAUAUUGCUCUCUCUUAACCAGAAGGAAAAUAUUGGGUUAUUUAAAUGAAUUUUCAAGUAGCUUAGCUAGAAACACAGCAGAUUUUCAAAGCCCAGAAAAAAGUAAUGUUUUAAACCUUUUACACAAUGUGAACCAGAACAAGCAAAAAUCUAUAUUUGAUGAGAUGAAUUAUGAGCAUGAUAGUAUUAAAAAUGCAUUUGUGUUAUACAACAUGAAGUGUUACUUAGAAGCAGUUGAAUCUGCAGGGACAGAGUGGGAAUACUUUUUUUUGCUCCUUACAAGAUGUUUACAAGUUCUGAGGGCAAAUGUUGUAGAAUUUCCCAAAUUAUCUCAUAUUACUUGUGAGUUUUUGUUACAAGCAGUGUCGAAAAGUACAAGGGACAUUUUAUUGUGUAAAUGCAAUCCAAAGGUGUGUGUGUCCUCAAUAUCCAAAGAUAGCAAAUGUGUAAAUGAUCUUUUCAAGGAUAUGUGCAAGCUUAAUCAUAUUCUGACCAAUAUUCUUAAUGAAACUAAAAUCCAUGCUCUUGUGAGGCUUUUGGAGAAUGUAAUUAAUGAGACCUGCUUGAAUAAUGUAAAAGAAUUUUUAGACAGAUUAGACACUGUAAUAUUAGAUGUCAUUUUGCCAAACACAGAUAUGAUAUUACUUAAACAAGUACAGAAAUUCAUUAUUCAGUUCAAUAUUUUAGUGACAGAUAAAACACUCUAUGAAGAAGAACUACUGAAUAAUAUUCAGGAGUUUCUAGAUGAUGAAAAAUCCAAUCAACAAUCAAAAAAUUUUGAGAUGGCUAUCUCAAGAUUACAAUAUUUGAAAUUUUACAUUCGGGGUAAGAACAUGACUGACGCAGAUUUUAUCCAUAUAAAGCAUACUGCUAACCAAAUUUUACUGUACUUACAACCACAAAAGGUGUGCAAGUCUGUUCAAUCCAUAAUUGAAAUGAUAUUGAAGAUAUGGUACAGCAUUGUGCCUAGGAUGCAGAAUGGGGCAAAUAAACUAUAUAACAUUAUUCUGCACAUUUUGAAAAUAACAGAACUCCAUACAGGGCAGACACUGUGGGUUAAUGAAUUGUGGAACAAACUAAACUCAAGCUAUUUCAGCAGUGAAUGUGAAAACAGAGGUGAUAUUAAUGACAUAAAAUGCAAGCAUGGAAAAGUUUCAUCAAAAUUGAAUACCAGCACCUUUGACGUGAUAUCAAAAUUAGUCCCUAGCAUUUUUGGUAAUUCAGAUAAUUUUCUACAUCAUUUAGAAAUGAAUACUGAGAUAUUUAAUGAUUUUUUAUGUUACCAAAAUAAUAAAUGUAUUCAGGCUGUGGUGGAGACUCUAGUUAUAGAUGAAUUGCAUUCUUUACAAAAAGAGCCUACUAUUAUUAGUCCUUGGUCUUUUCAAGAAGAAGGCUUCAUUUUACAAGGAGAAAGAUUGUAUGAUUUCUUGAGAAAAAACAAUAUUUUAAUUGAUUCUUACUUUUCUGAUCCUUCUGCUUCAACUUUUAUAAAUGCAAUGUUGAUAUGUCAUGGUAUUUUACUAUCAGAAAAAGAAAACCAUCAAGAAGUAAUGGUAAAUAGAUUUGCUAAAGCAUACACAAACUAUACCACGGAUAAAAAUACAAUAGCCAAUCAGAAUAACAUGUUCACAGCUCUGGCAAAGGGAGAACUUGAAACCGUGGAAAGAUGUAUUAAAAAAGGAGCAGAUAUUAAUGGCAAAAAUUGUAAUUUGUGGUCUUCAUUGCAUUUUGCAGCACAAGGAGGUAGUGUUGAGGCAAUAAAAUAUCUUUUGGAUCAAAAGAUGGGUGUUAAUGUUAAGGACAUUAAUGGUCAAAAUCCAUUACACACAGCUGUUAAGUGUGGUAGAAAAAAUAUUGUCGAGUACUUAAUUAAUGAAACCAAUAUCAGCAUCAAUGAAACCGAUAAUAUGGGUAAAACCCCAUUUUUGUUUGCAAUUCAGAAUGGUUGUGAAGAUAUUGUUUUAUGGUUAUUGAAAAGUGGAAUUGAAUUUAAUACAUUCAGCUCUGACAUAAAACCUUCAAUUUGUAAAAUAUUCUGCGACAGCAGUGUACAGGUAUUAUCUGAUCAGGAAAGUGAAUUCAAUUAUAAUGCAGUGGAUAUUUUUAUCUCAUUAUAUUCUGCUGCUGGAAGUGGGUGUGCUAAGUUAAUGGAUGGUUUAUUGGCAAAUAAAUUUAACAUUAAAAUAAAGCAUCAUAUUCUUGGAACUCCAUUACAUAUAGCUGCAGAGAAAGGCUUUGUACAAGCUGUGAAGUAUUUGAUUUCCAAAGGCUUUUCUGUUCAUGAUCAAAAUGGAGAAGAUUGUACUCCAUUACACUUGGCAGUUAAGAAUGGUCAUGAACAAGUUGUUAGAUUAUUGUUAGAAGAAGGAAGCAAUGUAAAUAUGACAGAAAAAAUAUUGAAUUACACACCCUUAAGAUAUGCUGUUCAAGGAGGUUACGUACAGAUUAUAAAACUUUUAUUGGAAAAAGGAGCUGGAAUGAAUGACAUGUGUCGGGAAGGUAGGUCUUCCUUUCAUUCUGCUGUCCUAAAAGGAAAUAUGAACUCCAUGCAUGUUCUAAUAAAAAAUGGGGCAUCUGUGAAUGCAGCAAGUAAGAAUGGUAGUACUGGAUUACAUCUCAGUGCUGUGAAAGAUAACAAAGAAAUUGUUACAUUUUUGAUUAGAAAUGGAGGAAAUGUUAAUGCUCAAAAUGAGAAGAAUCAAACUGUUCUACAUGUAGCUUCAGAAAACGAUUGUCAGGAGAUCUGUAGGAUUUUAAUGUCUGAAGGUGGGAAUGUAAAUGCCAAAGACAUGCAAGGUUUUACACCACUGCAUUUAAGUUGUAGGAGAGGUCACAUCAAUACGAUACGUCUUUUACUGGAGAAAGGAGCCGAUGUUAAUGCAAGGGACAAACAUGAAAGAACAUCUCUGCACAUUGUAGCAUUGUAUGAUGUAUGUAAUGCUAUUGAGAUUUUAACAGAAAAAGGGAUUAAUAUCAAUUGCAGAGAUAAAGAUGGCUUUACUGCAUUACAUUUGGCAUCUUUGAAAGGAAACGUGAAAAGUGUUGAAAAAUUAAUAAGCAAAAAGGCUAAUGUAAACGCAAUUGACUUUAAAGAUGUAUCUCCUUUACAUCUAGCAGUCCAAGCCAAUCAUAUCAAUGUUGUUAAAAUAUUGAUUCAAAGUGGCUCUUUUAUUGAUGCUAAAGUAACAAUAAAUAAUAAUUCAUGUCUUAACAAAGGAGCAACAAAUUGGGUAGAAAAGUUUCAAAAAGAGUUGCUUGAGGUAAUGGUGAAAGAUGUUCCAGAAUUGCAAACUAUUUUUCUAAAAAGGUAUGGGAAUAAAUGGACAGAAGAUACCAGGGUGUUGACUCCUUUAUACCUUGCAGAGUUCAAUAAUAAUUCUGCCAUUACAUCCCUGUUGUUAUCCAAAGGAGCUAAAAUUUGGGUUAGAGGAAGUUUAUGCUUAAUGACUUCAACAUAUUUUGGAUACAAACAAAUUGUUAAAAUAAUAUUGGAAAAAUCCAGAAAUCAAAUAGCACCUAAGAAUGAAACUCCCAACUUUUUAUUUGUGGCUUCUUUUAAAGGACAUGUUGAAAUAGUAAAACUGUUGCUGUCUAUGGGGUUCAGUAAGCCUUCUUCAACACUAUUAUGUUCUCCACUUUAUGCUGCUGCUGAAAGAGGUCAUUAUGAAAUAGUUAAACUUUUGUUAGAUAAGAAUGCCAAUGCAAAUUUAAUUGAUAGUUUUGGAACCACCCCAUUGCAUCGAGCAGCUGCUUUAGGUCACAAAAAAAUUGUUGAACUUUUUUUGGAAAGCAAAAUGGUUCCUGCACACUCAAGAGAUUUGGUGAACACUACUCCUCUGGAGCAAGCAGCGGCUACGGGUCAUGUAGAAAUAGCAGAAAUGUUAUUGAAAGAAAGAAAAGUAAAAAUCAAUGAAAAAGGGAAAGAUGAUUACACUGUACUCCAUAUUGCAGCCCAGGAGGGGCAUUUGGAUAUGGUAAAAUUUUUAGUGAGCAAAGGAGCUAAUGUUACAGCAAGUAACUCAAAGGGUUCAAACCCAAUUCAUGUAGCAGCAAGAGAGGGCCAUGUAAAAACUGUACAAUUUUUCCUAAACAUAGGACUGGAUAUAAAUAUUCGUGGUCAUUGUGAACAAACAUGUCUACAUUAUGCUGUGCAAGCAGGGCAAAUCCUAACUGUGAAUUUUUUAUUACAACAAAACAUUGAUGUUAAUGUAGCUGAUACGUAUGGAAUGACUGCUUUGCAUAUGGCUGUAAUCAUGUGUCACAAGAAUUUGGUGAAGGUUUUAUUGGAGCAUGGAGCGUACUAUAAUGUUGUAGAUAAAAUAAAUAAAGCAACCCCCUUGCAAAUGGCUCGUAAUGAAGAUAUGUGUAAUAUAUUUUUGGCCGUUGAAAAGUUGUUUAGAGCUGUGAAAAUUGAUUCACUUCGUCUCGUGGAAGAAAGUAUUCAGGAUGGAGUUGUCAUAAAUGCUAAAAACAAAGAUAAUGUCACUGCUUUGCUUUUUGCUGCUUGGAAAGGUUAUUCAAAUAUAGUGGAUAUUUUGCUAAGCAAUUCUGCAAACCCUAAUAUUUCUGGAAAAGGUGGUUGUUCACCUUUGCAUUACGCAACUAAGUUCUCACAUCUGAAGAUUGUAAAAACAUUACUGGCUAAUGGGGCUGUGUAUAAUUUUAAAAACAAAGAACAGAAAACCCCUUUAGACUUUGCUAUAAACCAAGAUAUCACACAUUUGUUAACCCUUGUUGAUAAGUUGUUUUCAUAUGCUGAGAAUGGAAAUGUGAAACUCAUUUCAGAACUGAAAAUGGUUCAUGAGGUAGAUACUAUGAAGGCAAUUUUAAAUGCUUGUAAUGAAAGAAAAGAAAUAAUAAUAGACUGUGCAAAUCGUAAUGAAUACCCAUUCAAUGAUGAACUACAAAAAAUAUGUAAAACAUCUGUUUCAAUGAAUUUAGCUAAGAAGUUUUUUGCAAGUAAAAAGUAUGAAGAGGGAUUAAAUAUAUUGUUUAAUAGGUAG
Messenger RNA from Gryllus bimaculatus (two-spotted cricket), 5871 nucleotides. The record is from the annotation of a GenBank genome assembly. NCBI's taxonomy places the organism in Eukaryota, Metazoa, Arthropoda, Insecta, Orthoptera, Gryllidae.